Messenger RNA from Colletotrichum karsti, 1428 nucleotides. RefSeq lists its product as uncharacterized. The coding region runs from base 1 to 1428 and encodes 475 amino acids. The transcript has 6 exons. The record is from RefSeq and is a predicted model, not a curated record. NCBI's taxonomy places the organism in Eukaryota, Fungi, Ascomycota, Sordariomycetes, Glomerellales, Glomerellaceae.
AUGAGCAAUGCCACGAGCCCGGUUGGGGCCUUUCCGCCCCCGCCGGGCGAAAUCCCCAAUUUCGACGACCCGAGGGACGCCGGAUGGAUGUGGAAUGUGGUUGGGAUGAGCGUCAUGGCCGCGAUAACGACUUUUUUCUUUGGAAUUCGGACAUAUGUGAAAUUCUCUUUCGGAAGCCAGUUCCUCCCCGAAGACUGGACAUGCGCUAUCGCAUAUGCGCUGAUAAUUCUGUAUACCGCCACAGUCUUCGUCAUGGCACAUUACGGCGAGGGAUAUCACGCAUGGGAGUUGACGAAAGAGUCCUAUCGAGAGGUCAUGCGGUGGCUCUACGCAAGCUCCAUCAUCUACUGUCCAGCUGCGUACUUCACGAAAGUCACACUCCUGCUGCUCGAGGCCAGAGUCUUCUCCUCGCACGAGAGGAUGGCACGCGGAAUCCGCAUCUUCGUCAUUGUCUUGCUCGUCUGCUACAUCCCGAUACAGACACUGAAAACCAUAAUCUGCAUCCCAGUGUCGGCAUUCUGGGACCCCCACACGCCGAAUCCCAAGUGUCUCAACCAACGCAAGAUCUUCAUCGCCGAUCUCAGCCUGGCUAUUAUAACCGAUUUCUUCAUCCUUAUCAUUCCAAUACCACUGCUAUGGGCGCUGAGAAUGCCCUUGCGGAAGAAGCUGAAGAUCCUCACGCUUCUUGGCGCCGGAGGGGUCGCCACCGCCGUGACGAUAUACCGGCUGUAUCUUGUGGUUCUGUUCCUGUCAUCAAAAGACGUUACGGCAGAUUUUGUUGUCCUUGACCUCGUAACAUCACUUGAACUUGUCAUUGGUUUCGUCUGCGCAUGCCUACCAUCCACGAACAUCCUCUACGAAAGAAUACGACGAGGCGAAUCAGCCAAAAGCGGCCGAACGCCAGAAAACACCAGUGAAUACUACAGGAAGCGCGGCGAUAAUUCAUCUUAUUGGUGGAGUAUGAUGACGGGGAAGCAAACGAAAGCCGCUCGAACCGAGGUAGCCACCGUCGUCGAGACUGUUCGGAGUCCCAAUUACGCUGCUACAUUUGACACUGAGCUCGCGACUCUAGCUGGUCAACCGAUGGGAAUGCGCCCCGCCACAGUCGACACCGAACGCCAGGACUCAGUGUUGCAAGAACGAGAUGAAGAGGACUGGGCCUACAACCCACGAGCAAACUCGAUGGACGGUCGCCGGGAAGGGUGGCUUGCGCACGAUGUCGAGAGCUGUGCACAGGGGCCUUCGUCAAGAGCAGUUAAAUGGAAGGACCACGAGCUUCAGGCCAGGAAGUCGUGGGAGGCCGUAUGGGAGAAGGCGAUGCCUCCAGAAGGGCUCGACUCGAUACCGGAAAGCGGUAUCGACAGACCGCCUCAGGUCAAGCUCACCACACAUCCACCGCCCAACUGGGAAGAGUUGGACGACAAAUAA